AUGAAAAACCUCCGGCGGUGGACGAAGGGCACAAAAACUUCACUGAAGUUUGGGAUUCUGAUGGUUUGGAGGGAGCCGCGAGACCAUGCAUCGGAUUGUUACUUCUGCGCCAUCAAUACUACUGGCAUCAACCGGAAGACUCGGCACAGCCUCCAGUACCCCGACCUUCCAUCUGUACCAGCGUUCACAGAGCUUCCCGACAGCGACGGCGUGGCCACCAGUGCAGACGAGGGAGGAUAUGCAGAAGAGGAGUAUAAGGAACAAGAUGGUCCGCAGCCCUUUUCACAAUGUGAGCUUAAUGAUCUGGUUCGGGAUCUCAGUUGUCAAAGACUUCCUCCGAGCUGUUGGCCUCCAGACUCAAAGAGAAAAAUCUACUUGGCGAGGACGCGCGUAUCACUUUCUUUCGUAGAAGGCAUGAGGACUACAUGGGCUACUUCUGCCAGGAGGAAGACCUCGUGUACUGCCGAGAUGUCGCCGGUAUUCUUGGUAAACUCGGCGCUCCUCAAUACGAUCCGAGAGAUUGGCGACUCUUCAUUGACAGCAACAAGCGCUCUUUGA
Knipowitschia caucasica is the source of this 558-nucleotide messenger RNA. The record is from the annotation of a GenBank genome assembly. Lineage: Eukaryota; Metazoa; Chordata; Actinopteri; Gobiiformes; Gobiidae.